AGGAGUAGGAGGAGGAGGAGUUGUUGGGUGUUGCCUCUAUUCUGUCUCCGAGCUAAAGUCAGGAGGAUUUCUAUUUGAGACCCAGCCGUGUUCACCUGGCCUCCGUUACUCACCUCCGUCCCGUUAAGUCCGUUCUCCGUUAGCCGCCUCCAUCUAACCUACCGCCAUGGGAGUCGAAGGCUGCACCAAAUGCAUCAAGUACAUGCUCUUCUUCUUCAACUUCAUCUUCUGGCUUGCAGGAGGUGUAAUCCUGGGAGUGGCCUUGUGGCUGAGACACGAUAACAAGACCAGCAGCCUCCUUGAUCUCCAGUAUGAAGGAACCCAGGCCCCCAACACCUUCUACAUCAGUGUCCACAUCUUGAUCGCAGUCGGCGCAGUGAUGAUGGUCGUUGGUUUCCUCGGGUGCUACGGUGCCAUUCAGGAGUCUCAGUGUCUUUUGGGAACUUUCUUCGCCUGCCUGGUCAUCCUGUUCGCCUGUGAAGUUGCCGCUGGAAUCUGGGGCUUCAUGCACAAAGACACUGUGUCAAAGGAGAUGAUAAACUUCUACGACUCUAUCUAUGACAAGGCUGCCAAACCAGACUUCGUUAACGAUGAGAAGAAGCAAACCACUGUCUCUGUGCUGCAGGUCUUCCAUGAGACGCUGAGCUGCUGUGGUAAAGGUGGGGUGGAUAAAAUGUUUACCUUCUUGACCGACGCAGCUGGACUAACCAAUGUCUGCCCGGACUCUUUUAAGACCAUUAGCUGCCAUGAUAGGAUCAAGGAGUUGUUCUCAGAUAGGAUUUACCUGAUCGGUAUUGCCGCUCUGGUAAUCGCAGUUAUUAUGAUCUUCGAGAUGAUCUUCAGCAUGGUGCUGUGCUGCGGGAUCCGCAACAGCCCGGUCUACUAAAGCCACAGGCUGCCAGCGUUCCCUCCAAUAAAGGAAGGACGAGCUAGCAGUUUCUUUCUCGUUCUUUUUUUUUUUGUUGUUGUUGUUUUUUUGUCUUUUUUAAGCAGGAAACCUCACAUAUAUUGCUUGCUGGAUUUAGUCAGCUCUUUGAGAAGAAAAUCAUCCUCCCUUGAGAUUUUUUUUUUGUUACACUGUCAAAGAUUUUUUUGUUAGUCACAGAUGCUGUUUUAUGCAUAUUUGACCAGUGCUACCAUCCUAACCUGAUAUGUAGAUAUUAUAUCACACUGUCACACAUGAAUUACCUUAUGCAGCCAAGUCCAGCCGCUGCUAUAAUCCUUUAGUGAUUAAUUAGUUGUUUACUGCUUCCUUGCCUAUAAACAUGCUCUUAUAUUCUUGGUUUUAUGGAUGUUUUUUCACUGUUUUAUGUAUAAACUGUAUAUAAAUAUAUAUAUUAACAGUGCUUUAUGACUGCCUGAGCAUGGAUAUUGUAUUACAGUAGAUCCUGUAUUCUUCCUGCACUCUCUCCGCUCGAUUGCCUUGCCCUAGACUGAACCAGACAAUGGUUCUACAUGUACGGCACUAGCGUAACACUAGUGUGGACCCUCCCCCUUCCUAGAAGACCAUUGUCUCCGUUCACAUCCACGUAGCUGUGCGAUGUCUGCAGGAACUGACUAAAGAAGGAAUGUCAGUUCAUCUUGAUACCUGGAACCAAAAGUGGCCUGAUGUGUGUCAUUUUGGCUCCAUGAGGUGAUUCGUUCAUCUGUGUUUAGCCGUUAGCUGUUCAUCAAAAGUUGUCAGCGUGCGCAGUUGCAUAAAGCAGCUUAUGUUUCCCUCAGAUAAAACUUUGAUGUGCAUAAUCUUGCGACUCAAAUUUGGUCUGUUCCUCCUGACAUCUAGAACCCUUCCAAAAAACAAAACCAACAAGAGCAGCACUGUAACGGAGGCCCCACGACUUCCUCUCAAAAAGAAGUAUUGAUAAGCUUUGUCUUGUAACUGUACACUCAUCUCUACAGUAUUAUCGCCUACCUUAUCAGAGUAAAACAUGUGUGGUUGCAAUGAAACUUAAAGCCAUUUUACUGUGUCAAAGGUGUUUUUGUCGCCCCCGGUUGCUCAGCUCUUGAGAAAAUUGUGAACCUUCCACUUUGUUCGGUUUCUCUAAAUCUGGGUUGCCAUGUCUGGUUAGGUCUAGAUCUGCCACAUCUGACCUGGUUGUGUCAUUUUACUGUCCCUCCAGCUUCACAGCCUACUAACCCCACCCUCGUUGUUAUCCAUUCAUGUAUUAACUGCUCCCCAGCAUAGGACAAAAAAAAAAAAGUCUGCGGUUCAGGGCCACUUGGUUCUUGCCUACUUUGUUUAGCUUUGACCCUGUAUGCACUCCCAGAACCAAUCAAGCUAGUGUUUUUUUGUGUGGACAUACAGGACUUAGAUGGACAUUAUAUCAUGAAUAACUGUGCAAAUGAUCAAACUUUGUGGGAGAUGGAUGGAGGCCUUCAUAUUUGGAUAAUACUCUUAUCCGCAAAGGUCAUGUCUAAAUUAAACUCAUUAAAGCCUCAGAUUUUUGUGUUCCAAAUUAACAAAUUGGGUUAAAAAAAAAGACUUUUUUCUUUCUAGAUUUAGCAACUUCUUAGAUUAUUCUGCCAGAAACUCCUGGAGGUGAUUUACUUUGCAUUUGAGAGCAAUCAUUCAUGAUGUCACGCCCCCAUCUACCCUCCCUUAAAGUCUGUUUGUGACCGUAUUUACACCAGUAGAGGGCAGCGCAGUCACAUUAACCUCUUCAGUGCUUGCUAACAGAUCAGCCUUAAUGAGUCCUCACUGAAUUCAGCCAAUCAGAAAUGUUUAGUGCGGUGUAUUUUUUUUUUCCCUACUUCCACCACAUUGGCUUGAAAAUGUGUUCUCCUGAGGUCAGUUCCUACUAGAUCCAGCUGACACUAAUGUAUUAACUGCACUGCACUCUCACUACAAACACACACACACUUUUAACAAACAUGCCAUCUUGUGUAACCUGCCAUAUUAUCACAGCUUUUUGUCAAGCCAACUAAAACCUUUGUCUUGUUAGUGUCCUUCUUAAACUGAGAAAAGUGUCUUGUAAUAUUUACAGCUCUGAAAUAUUGUACUAAUGGAAAUCAUGAAGGCUGUAGAAAGACAAUGUAUGCCUUUUUCUCUUUGUAUUGUGAUAUCUUUGUCUGGUACGUCGUUAAAGGAGUCUGGACAGAAAGGGUGGGAGAUUUUGUGGCAGUGUCCACUGAGAACGAGUACAAGCUUCAAUACAUUGGCAAGCUUCUCCCCUUUAUAAACAGCUAAAUAAAUAGAUAAAAUAACAUUGACAGUACACAUUAGUGCAGUGUUACCCAAUGUCAGGAGCACCAGCUGUGCUUCUCUGACAGUAUUUGUCCACGCUGCUGCCUUUGCAAUUUGAUGAUUUAACACUCAGAUUCCACUGCCACUUAAAUCUCAACUCUACCUGCUCUUGUAGACUUUGGUUUGCCCAAGUAUGAAGGGAUUAAAUGUAUUUUACAAAUAAA
Molecule: messenger RNA, 3408 nt
Organism: Sphaeramia orbicularis (orbiculate cardinalfish)
Lineage: Eukaryota; Metazoa; Chordata; Actinopteri; Kurtiformes; Apogonidae
Gene: cd81a
Product: CD81 molecule a
Exons: 8
Coding region: 167-886 (239 amino acids)
Cellular component (GO): plasma membrane
Source: RefSeq, a predicted model, not a curated record